AUGUGCAAGAACGUGAAGCUGCACGCUGACUCUUGCUCGAGGCCUGGUGCUAGCGCUUCUUCGUCUGCCGUGGUGACGCCCGCUUACUCGAGCAUCCCGGUCUCCCCUGUGCCUGCUUCAUCUGUCCCGGCUGCUCAAUCUACUCCUGCCGCCUCGCCUUCGGGAUACACCGGGUCCGGCUCCGGAUCUUCUCUUCCAGCUACUGAGACUACUCCCGCCGCUGCGUCUUCGCAAUACCCUAGCUCCGGCACCUCUGUUUCAGCCCCGGCCGGCUCGGGUAGCCCCCCUCCGGCUGGUUCACCAUAUACCGUGGUGACUACGGUCACUGUUACCGACUGCAGCUGCUCGGCUACCCCUGGUGCUCCUGUCCCUGGUGCUCCUGUCCCCGGUGCUCCUGCCCCCGGUGCCCCUGUCCCUACUGCCCCUGCCCCCGGUGCCCCUGCCCCCGGUGCUCCUGUCCCUGGUGCUCCUGCCCCUGGUGCCCCUGCCCCCGGUGCUCCUGUCCCUGGUGCUCCUGCCCCCGGUGCUACUGUCCCUACUGCCCCUGGUGCCCCUGCCCCCGGUGCUCCUGUCCCUACUGCCCCUGGUGGUGAGUCGUCUGUUCCUGGCUCGCAGCCUUCUGGUCCUGAAAGCAGCUCCUUGGUCCCGGCACCCACCCUCGUUGUUUCGUCUCAGUCUGUUAGCACUGCUAGCAUCCCUGUUUCCUCGGGCAGCACCUACUCUUCGGUACCAGCCAGCGGCUUCCAGUCGUCUAUCUUCUCCACUAUCCCUGCUAGCUCGCGCUCGGUAGCCCCUUCUGCCACCGUGCCUGCUAGCUCGCGCUCGGUAGCCCCUUCUGCCACCGUGCCUGCCAGCUCGCCCUCCGUUGACCCUUCUGCCACCGUGCCUGCUAGCUCGCGCUCGGUAGCCCCUUCUGCCACCGUGCCUGCUAGCUCGCCCUCCGUUGAUCCUUCUGCCACCGUACCUGCCAGCUCGCCCUCCGUUGACCCUUCUGCCACCGUGCCUGCGAGCUCGCGCUCGGUAGCCCCUUCUGCCACCGUGCCUGCGAGCUCGCGCUCGGUAGCCCCUUCUGCCACCGUGCCUGCGAGCUCGCGCUCGGUAGCCCCUUCUGCCACCGUGCCUGCUAGCUCGCCCUCCGUUGACCCUUCUGCCACCGUGCCUGCCAGCUCGCCCUCCGUUGACCCUUCUGCCACCGUGCCUGCCAGCUCGCCCUCGGUAGCCCCUUCUGCCACCGUGCCUGCCAGCUCGCCUUCCGUUGACCCUUCUGCCACCCCGACUUGCAGUAUAAGCCGAUACUAG
Molecule: messenger RNA, 1299 nt
Organism: Penicillium lagena
Lineage: Eukaryota; Fungi; Ascomycota; Eurotiomycetes; Eurotiales; Aspergillaceae
Exons: 2
Coding region: 1-1299 (432 amino acids)
Source: RefSeq, a predicted model, not a curated record